GUGAAUGCAGGCCGGGGGAAUAAACCGUAGCAGCGCGAGAGGCAGGAGCAGCUUGAAGAGAGACCGAGAGGAGGGAGUGUAGGCAGGUGGGGGGUAGAGUUCACACAGAUAUUACAGCCUGGCGUUUCUAUUUAUCCCUCUCCCCUGUGUGUCCGUUCAGGUAUUCGAACAAAUAGGCUUCCGAGGGUAGCGGAGUCGGUAUUGCAUUGCCAUUAAAACGAGGACAAGAGUAAGAAAAGCGAGGAUGUCCGUCCCCGUAGGAAGAUGAUGAAGGAGCUGCGCCGUGUGUUGGUGUGCCUUAUUCUCGCUCUCCUGUGCCGGUACCCCAGUCGUCAUGUGUGUUGUUUGGAAGAGAGCUCUACAGGCCCAGCACAGCUCGCACAGGAUAGCAGUGCUCAGGCAACGCAGGAAAAGAAAACGGACAGAAAGGAUGAAGAGAAAUGGUCCUUGAAUAUCCAGUCCUCUUACGAUUAUGGACUGGAGGCUGAAAAAGCUUUUCAAGAUGAAAUAUUAAGAGAGGACUGUGGCAAAGAAAAAGAACACGAUCAGACUGUGAAAACAGAUGAACCCAGUGGGUUAGCUGAGCCAGAGCCAGUGUCUGAGGCCGUGCCAGAGCAUGAGACUUCUCUCAGCCUGGAUGAUACCCCUUCCACUGCUUCUGCUACUACUGAGAACAUCUCCAGCACACCUACCUCACAGACCCCUCCUGUAACACAGUCAAGUGCAAUAGAGGUUCCCAGUGCUGAUACCCAUGUAGGCAGCUCUUAUGAUGCUGAGCAGUCAGCUGCUGACUGUGAGGCUGGAGGGACUCCUGUGGCGUCCCCUCCCAGCGAGUCCCCUCCUUUUGACAGAUCGCUUGACAGUCUGGCCGUGGAGCACAUAGAGAAUAUUUCCAGUACCCAUGGAAGAGGGAAAGGGACCAAAACUGACCUGGACUCCCCUCUGACGCCAGUGGGUAAGGACAAGCCAGAGCUGGACCAGAGUGGUGGGAACACAUCUCAUGUGCAGAAGGGAGAGAAAGUGGAUCCUAACAAUAUCAAGGACCCAGAUCCAUCUGCUGUGGUAAAUGGCAAAGACCCUGGAGAUAUCCCCACCUUUGAUGAGUGGAAGAAAAAAGUAAUGGAGGUGGAGAAGGAAAAGAGUCAGUCAAUGCACCCCUCCUCCAAUGGGAGCCCCCAUACAGUAAAGAAAGUACAGAAGAACUUCAACAAUUACGCUUCAGUGGAGUGUGGUGCUAAAAUCCUCUCUGCUAACCCCGAGGCCAAGAGCACUUCAGCAAUUUUGAUGGAAAAUAUGGACUUGUACAUGUUAAACCCUUGUAGCAACAAGAUCUGGUUUGUAAUUGAACUUUGCGAGCCAAUUCAAGUCAAACAGCUGGAUAUUGCAAACUUUGAGCUGUUCUCCUCUACUCCAAAGGACUUCUUGGUUUCAAUUAGUGACAGGUACCCGACCAAUAAAUGGAUUAAGCUUGGCACGUUUCACGCACGAGAUGAAAGGACUGUUCAGAGCUUCCCACUGGAUGAACAGCUGUAUGCUAAAUAUGUCAAGAUGUUCAUCAAGUACAUAAAGGUUGAGCUGCUCUCUCAUUUUGGAUCAGAGCAUUUUUGUCCACUCAGCCUCAUCAGGGUGUUUGGCACCAGCAUGGUGGAAGAAUACGAAGAGAUUGCAGAAUCACAGUAUGCAUCGGAGCGAUUGGAGUACCUGGAUGAAGAUUAUGUCCUCACUGUGCCCUCUGCCAAUGGGCAGCUCCACCGCACUGCCACAGACUUCUAUGCUGAGCUACAGAACUCCUCGGACCUGGGCUACAGCAAUGGCAACCAGGUGCACGGCUCCAACCAGAAGGAGUCCGUCUUUAUGAGACUCAACAACCGUAUUAAGGCCCUGGAGAUGAACAUGUCUCUCAGCAGCCGCUACCUGGAAGAGCUCAGUCAAAGGUACCGUAAGCAAAUGGAAGAAAUGCAGAGAGCCUUUAACAAGACUAUUAUUCAGCUCCAAAACACCUCCAGGAUUGCAGAGGAGCAGGACCAGCGACAAACCGAGUCAAUCCAAUUACUGCAGGGCCAGCUAGAGAACGUCACAGAGCUGGUUCUUAACCUGUCUGCCACUGUUAGCCAGCUUCAGAGAGAGGUGUCCGACUGGCAGAAUUACCUGGUCAUCUCCCUGGUGCUGUGUUUGUCCCUGGGCCUGCUGCUUUGUGUCCAGCGCUACCGCAACUCUGCUCCACUACAGAAAAGGCCAGAUUCUUCCAUUCCCAAGAGCAACCACUACCCAAGCCCAAAGAGAUGUUUCUCUUCAUAUGAUGACAUGAGCCUCAAAAGAAGAAUUUCUUGCCCUCUUGUGCGGUCAAAAUCAUUCCAGUUACCCACUACAGAAGUAGGUCCAGAUGACUUGUACAUUGUAGAACCUCUAAGGUUUUCGCCAGAAAAUAAAAAGAAGAAACGUUGCAAAAUGAAAAACGAGAAGAUCGAGACGCUGAAGUCUUCUGUCCUCGUGCCACCAGUAGCUAAUGGAGGGCCAAAGUGCAAUGGCCCCGUGCAGCCCCAUAGCACCUUCUUGCCCUCGGGGGAGGUGUGCACAUCCUCCUACAAGGGCCCCCCAUCAGAGGGCAGUUCUGAGGGCUCGUCGCACUCCGAUGAGUCCUACUUCUGCGGGAUCUCCGCUUGCACACGCCUCUGCAAUGGCCAGCCCCCGCCUAAGACCAAGACAGAGAAGAGGGCCUUCAAAAGAAGGCGCUCCAAGAUGACAGAGCAGGGAAAGUGUGUGGGAGAUCUUCUACAGACUCGCACUGGCGCCAUUGCCAGCCUGCAGGACAUUAUCAUCAAGGGCAACAAGGAGAUGACUGUGGGUACGUUCGGAGUCACAGCUGUGUCAGGACAGGUCUGACGGCUGAUUUCAGUGACUUUUGCAGCACUCCUCCUCGCACUCCGCCCUUCUGUUCUUACCCCCUCUCACAGAGGCCAGGCUGGCACUUGACGCUCCCUGGUGUCCCUGCAGAUGGGGGGGUACAGGAUUCGCAGUGAGGACGGGGAAAAGCUCCUUUCUAUCCGAAGACGGAUUUUUUUUUGGUUGAAGAGAGAGGUCAAGUGGAGCCAAUCAUUUUGACAAGAACAGGCACUGGCCCCGUUUCCUCUCAGAACUCUCCUCGAUCUCCUUGUUUAUGUGCCUUUUGUCUGUUUAGGGUUUUGACAAGUUUUAACAUUUUGGGAGAGCGAACAUAUAACAAUUCAGUGUGGGUGAGUUUUUCUACAAGACUGGGAACGUGUACUGUUAGUAGGUACUUUGGCAGAUAGCAUUCCGUCACACCCCUGGUUUUACAGAGGCACAAUGAGGGAGGCUGUUACAAGUUCUGUGUUGGGAGAGCUAUGGGCUUGCCCAGUUUGAGUGAGGACUGAAGCUGCUCUUGCAAAUUAAACAUGUCGCAGUGAUGCACAACUGUGCAGCAGUACAAGCAGUUUUGCUCCUUUUGUUUUUGAAAUUUUUAGUUUUCUUAGUUCAGAUUUAACACUAUAGGAGUUAGAUAUUUUUGUGGGGGACCAGGGUGUUCUGAUUUCUUUUAGUAAAAAAAAAACCCAAGUCUCUAUAAAGCAAUCUGUACACACACCAAAGACUAAUUGGAGCAGAGAAUAUUAUAUUAUUACACCAAAUGUAUAUGUCUAAAUUGGUUAAAUGCCUUUCAGUUAAAGGACUUAACUUUUUUAUUGGGAAUUACGAACAAAGAUUAUGCAAUAUUUCAAAAUGAAUUCUCCUUAUUUUAUGAUUGAAGUAAUUUGCAUCCUCAAGGCUUUAGAUUGAACAUGUACGCAUUUAUCACUUUUCUUCCAUACUCUAGGCUGGGGAAAUAAGUGACCAUUAAGGAUAAAUCUGCCCUUUUCUGAUCAUGUGAAUAUGAUGGAUCUGGUUUAAAGCCAAGGCUCAAAGCCCUGUUCUCAUUCCUCAUACACUUUCUGCAUCAGCUUUAUGAUAAGGAGCUAAAAUGCAAGAAAAUUGUAUUAGAUCUUAAGUUGACGUUAUUACCCAAAAUGCCAAUAUAGAUGUUGCACUCCUAACUUUAUUUGGUAACAUGAUGAAAGGAAAGAUGAAAAACACUGAUUUAUUUUAAACUGAAUUGGAGAGUAAAUACAACUUGCCCUUAUUUGGAAGUAUUGUCUUCAUUCAUAAUCACUCCUCUGAUAAGAGAGAUGCACCAAGAGUACAUUUGUAAGAGACCAUUGUAAGAACCCCUUUUAUACCUGACUUAUAAAACUUAAAGUUAUGGUAGCUUACAAAGGUUUAUAUACAUUUUUUAUUUUGAACCUUAUAAAGAAAGAUACAUUUUUGUAAGAUGGUUCUUGAAUCUUAUUUGACAACAGCUUUUAUCUUGGUGUGCAAUAUGUCCACCAUUCUCUACAACAUAACUAGUUUCACCAGAAUAACAAAGUAAUUUUGAUGAAACUAGCACAUUUGAAAAAUUUGUGUCCCAAACCUUACUGAUUUGUCAGCUGUUUUGAGUGGUAGCAGCAGUGAUGAAUUUGUUUGCUUUGUCUUCUGGUGGUAGUGUUACUCUUACUUAAUAGAGGCCCUUGGAAAAAGGAAUGGGUGUAGGUAGAAAAUAUUUCUAAUUUAUUUACAUGUGAAACAUUUUGGGAGCAUUUAGAUUAAAUGUUAUGACCAUACCUGCAUUCUGUUUAGUCAGUUAAUGAUAUUAACACGUACAAUGUUGGGGAUGACAAAGUGUAGUAUCUGAAAUGCAGUUUUGUUCUAUGGAUAAAUUAUGUCCUACUGUGACACCCCAAUCUCCAGUCAUCUCGUUAUACCAGCAGCCUAGAGCCCACCCCUGCUGGAGGCAGAUACAGAAGGUGCCAGGAGUUUUCUGCUGCUUCUCUAUUUAUUUUAUUUAUUUAAAUAAUUACACAUCUCCCUCUCAGGACUCCAUAGGGUGCCUGGGACAGGGCAUGGCAGAUUAUUCUGCAAGUUCCAUGUUUGUUUAUAAAAAUUACCUUGUGUUGGAACAUUUCGAGUACGGUUACACACACCUUUCUUAUGAAAUCUCUAGUCCAGGCUUGCAAUGGUCUUGUUCUGUCAGGUGUGUCUUUGAGUGGUAGCCUGCUGUGAUCAUCCACGAAGACCGUUUGAUACACGAAACACUGCUUUGUCAGUCACUUGGUUUCGAUUAAUCACUUUGUAGCUGUUCUUCCUCUGGGAAAUAUUGAACUGUAUUGUCCUACUCUAUUUUGAGAUCACAUUCUGGUUUUCACGAUUCCUGCUUCAUAUUCUUAUUUUCCUUUUUAGCAUAAUGUUUAGUUUUAAUGUCAAAGGAUUUUCUUUCACGUAAGCUACAUGUGUGCUGGCACCUUUUGUUUUUGGUUUAUUUAUUUUUCUGUAAUCUAGAUGUAAUGAUAUUCAAAGAGUGGACUGUUGUGAAAGUGGUAAAUCUGGAAAGAUGUUGGUGUGCCUUGUCCUCCUCUGCAUUCUCGAAAACCACACAUCACCCACAGUGAUUUGGAAUGACCAGUGUGAUCACUGUAGUCUACAGUCAUUCAGAUUUGCUCAAAAAUCUCUCCUGUACCUCAUAUUAAGCAGUUACUUUUUAAUUUUAGAGUCUUUGUUUUGUUAAACCCAUCCAGUUUAGAAUAUCUUGCAGCUGUAAACCCUUUUUCCCCACACAGGAGAAUUGGAAAGUGUCUUGAGUAUGUCUCUGGCAGCACAGUCCCGUACCAGAGGAUCAGCUCUGACUGGAGGGGAGGUUCAUCCCUCACUGCCAGCAUUACAAGCCUGCUGGCACCCAGGAGGCUUCAGGGGUCUCUUCCAUCCCACCCUGUCAUCAGUGGCACUUUUAGGAAACUGUGCCACUGCAUGGGGAAUCCUGGCCACAGUCAGGCUGAAACCCGUGCUCCUAAAGUCUAAAGGCUUCCUCAGAGGAAUGCCUUUAGACUUCCUUUGUCUAUAUAGAGUGUUGUAACUGGCCAUUCAUUUCUAUGACUGGUGUCAGUGUCACUGCCUCACUGCCAGUGAGUUCUACAAUAACAUUUUCUGUAGAAUCCCUGAUGGAGUAAAGGCAUAAACCCCAAAGUCAUUACUUUUUUACUGUGUAAGCUGUUGGAUGAGUUAUGCAGACAUAGUUGGACAAAGUAUAUAUGAAAGGCUUCUGAGAAUAUUUUGUAGUUUUAAUUGCUAAUUUGAUGACAGAAGCCAUAAAAGGACAGAGGUCCACUCUGCUAAGAGAUAAAAUUCUUGGUCCCUUUUCAUUUAAGUUACAUGAAACAAAUGUGCACACUGUAUCUGACUGGUAUGUUCAUUAGUUUACUUACAAAGGUAACAGUACACAGCAUUGAACAGUAAUGAGGUGAAGAGGCCAAUCUGUAUCUUGCAUUUACAGAAGAAAUUGGGACCAAGAUUGUUAUUUCUUAAAUGUUUUGUUCAAUGUAAUGUUCAGUUUCAUUUCCCUUUUGAAGGUAAUUUGUAAGGUCAUUCUGAACUGGCAUUCAAUGUAUUGACCAUUCGAGUUAUUUCAUGAAAUGUGGUCCAAAACACAUCCAAAGUAGGGACUAAUGUUUGUUUAAUUAUAAUACCUUUUGCACCUCUGAAUGUGUAUGUCUGGAAAAAAAAAGCUGCAGGUGUGUGUAUGUGAGAGUGUGUUAAGACUUUUUAGAAAUUGUACAUUUGUGAAUGUGUAUUCUUUUACAUAAAGAUAAUGCUGUUGUGAAGGGUUUAAGUUGUGACUCAGUGUGCACUUUGAUAACUACUCAUGCCUUUACUUUUUCCACUUACCUUGUAAAGUGCUUUUUUCCGAGCUGCGUUUGUGGGACUCUGACCCUUACCCUGCCUCUGCGUUUCAGGCCCUGCAUUGGGCCUGCUAGUGUGAUGGGCCACUGGGAACACUGCUUGUUUUUUGUUGUCUGUGAGGAUGAACUGCACAGUACUAUGGAAGAGGAGCAAAGUGUAACUACAGAGAUGUAGUGCCAUUAGAAACUGUGAAUUUCUAAAUAAAAUGAACACUUUAUUGUCUUUCA
Messenger RNA from Lepisosteus oculatus (spotted gar), 6989 nucleotides. The record is from RefSeq and is a predicted model, not a curated record. Lineage: Eukaryota; Metazoa; Chordata; Actinopteri; Semionotiformes; Lepisosteidae.